AUGGAGUCCGACGCAGUUACCAGAUAUCGUUCGCGCAUUCUUAGGGAAAUGAACGCCAACCGCGAAAAUCCCUUCAAUUCCCCGCCUUCAUCCACCGGCAGAGCGAGCCCGACCCUGUCCUCCGUCUUUUCAGAUCCCGACGGCGAGUCCACACGUCUGCUGAACCAGGACAUUGCCCGCGUUACUGCCCCCAAGAAGCUGCCCAUCAACUGGGAGGCUGCUCACCGCAAAUGGCCCGAAUUCUACGCCCAGCCCAAGAAGAACAUUGCCGUCCUCGACGACCAGACAGACACCAAGCCGCUAAAUGACAUCUUACGCACUAAGAACGAAAGGAAGACGGCGCAAACCAUCCCCAAGUACAUUGACGAUACCACCGAGGACGCCUGGAACGGCUCCAAGAGAACGCGCUCCGAAAUGCAGCCCCGCGUCGACAACGAGCCUGACCUGCCGCAAGUUAUUUCACGCGCGCCCGUUAGGAAGCUCUCCAACUACGGCCUGACGAAAAGUGUCGUUCACAACCCCAGCCCUCUAUCCAGAGUACACGUCCAAUCACCGCCCAGAGAGCGGGCCAGUGAAAGGGAGCGACAAGCGUCUAUCGAAAAAGCCCUGGAGAUAUUGCGCAAGGCAUCUUCUACCCCUGGCGAUUUGAACCGACGAAUAUCAACCCACGACCAAAGCUCGCCCAUUCUCUCUUCUGCCAAAUCCAGCAUGACAGCUGUUCCUCCUUCACCCCCUCCCUUGAUGUCCAGCCCUGUACACGAGACACCGAAUGGCCGCUCAUUCUUCAUGCCAGACAUUUCGCAUCUUGAUGACUUUGUUACGGGCACUUUGAGAUUCAACGGAGCAAUGAAGGACGGCGUACCCAUUCUUGUUAAACACGGCCAAGUACACGACCAGAAGGAGAGGCCCUUUGGCGUGACACAUGCAGAAAUCGAUGGCAUCAAGAUUCCUGAAGAUGAAGAGAAGAUCUUUAUAUCAAUGGAUAUGAUCCGUGAAGAAAUCGUCUCUCUCCAGGAGCAUCAUGACAAGAUCCAAGACUAUGCCGGCAGCCUUCAGCACGAGGUGGAGAGACUCGAAGCUCAGCUUAGAUCAUCUCGCAAGGGUAUAAACGGAGAGCCUAACAUUUUUGGUGUCAGUGAGCAAGUUUUGUCUCAAAAGAAGGCUCUCGAAGCUGAAGUAGCCUCACUCCAGAAGCGACUGGAUCAGGCGACACAUCGAAUCAGCACAAGUGAUAUUGAAAACGAUACUUUGGCGCAAGAGCGAGACCGUGUCAUUAGCCGCCUGCAAGAGGCUUGCGAAGACAUCAACAAGUUGACUCGAAAGUUGAGCGUCAAAGAGAAAGAAUUAGAAACUACCCACAAGCAGCUGAAUUCAACCGGACAGGUGCGCCAUGACAAUGACACUCUACGCCGGGACGUUGCAGCCCUGAAGCAGGGUCGAAGCACCUUGCAACGCGAUAAUGCAUCGCUUCGGGCAGAAAUCGAUGAACUGCGGCGUGCACAGCAGACUUUCCUGAACGAAGCUCAGUCCUUGCGCUCUGACGGUAAUGGCCUUCGACAGGACCACCAAUCCCUUGUCAACGAGAAUAGGUCUUUGCGAGCCAACAACAAAACUCUGAUGGACGAGAAUGAGGAUCUCCGAGAGAAUCUGGACGUUAUCCAACACGAUCUUGAUGUCGCUCGCGAGGAGAUUGAAACGCUUAAACAACAAGUGCAAGUGAUGAGGCAGGAGAAGAUGACUCUUCGCGAAGACAACGAUAGCCUAGUCCGACACAACGACAAAUACUUCAACGAAAACAAGACUCUCCGCCGUGAGAACUCUGGUUUUGAGCGUAGCAUUCAUGAUUUGCAUGAGAAAAACAUUAAGCUGAGAGAUGAGCUUGAGGGAGUGAAGAAGCAAUUCGACCGCUACCGACCGUCCGGUAAGAACGAUUUCCCCACUCGGCACGAUGAAGAGACUGAAGAAAACAUGACUUCGGCUUUCUUUGUUCCCGACAUUACCCUCAAUAAAAAUGAUACCGGUCCAGCUGAUGCCACUGAAUCCAAAGACAUGCCGGAUCUACCAGAGUUGACAACGCAUACCGACGACCUCAUGACUGGGAGCAACGAAGCGCAGAGACGUGAGGCUGCCUCACACAGCGACAAGGCUGAUGCAAGACACCGAGCUAAGAGCAGCGUAAAGUCAUCGCCAUCGAAGAAUACUGGCACUGCUCAAAAGGUUGCUUUUGAUCUCCCCGACAAGGCGACCGGAAAGCCGCUGCAAGGAUCCAAGUCCACAGUAGCAAAUCAGGGGAGCAAACGCCGAAGCAGACUUUCCCUGGAUCCUUUUGGCGAUGAUGAUACGACAGGGAUGCUGUCUGUAGACAACACCACUCAGGACUUGGCCGUAUCCCUCAAUUUGACCGCAACGGACUACAAGGGUAGAGAGACGAAGCAGCCCCGAAGCCUGAAUACCGAGAAACCAGCUCCCAAGGUUGUGCACAUUGAUUCCAAAUCGCAGUCAUUUAAGAAGACAGCUAUGGCAACUGAGGCUGGCGUGCGGACUGUUAGGGUUGUUGAUAGAGAUGUUUGUCCCACAUUGUCGACUAAUGCUCGGCGAAUUCUGGACGACCUAUGUGGACAUAAUUGCCAAAAUUGCACGGUCUGCAGCCGCAUCACGUCUCAUUCUGGCGUCAUCUCCUCUGCCGAUCUGGCUGCCGGUAAGAAGCGCGUGUCGAUUCCGCGGCCCGUUCCCGUCAGUGAGCGUGGUGUGUCCGGCGGCGACCAUACAGUUCGACCAGCUCACUCCCCUGGCUAUGCCCUGGCUCUUGUAAUCAAGGGCUUAGAAGAUGAGUCGCAGCAUCUUCAGCUCGAACUGACGCGCCUUCAAGCCCGAUACAAUAGAAGUGACAAGUCCAUGGGCCGUCAGGAUAGACAGGAUCUGGCCGAAGCGAUUCGCGUGCUUUUGAAGCGUGUCGAGUCGAAGAGCGACCAGAUUUACAGCCUGUACGAUGUGCUCGAGGGGCAGAAGGCAGUCGGCCAGGAGAUGACGGAAGAAGAAGUGGAGAUGACAGUCUUGAACAUUACGGGCAUGACUGUACGAGACGCCACCAAUUUGAGUGACCAAAUGACAUGGGAGGGCAUGGUGGAGGCCUAA
Trichoderma gamsii is the source of this 3135-nucleotide messenger RNA. RefSeq lists its product as hypothetical. The transcript has 2 exons. Lineage: Eukaryota; Fungi; Ascomycota; Sordariomycetes; Hypocreales; Hypocreaceae. The coding region runs from base 1 to 3135 and encodes 1044 amino acids. Gene Ontology annotation, molecular function: microtubule binding. The record is from RefSeq and is a predicted model, not a curated record.